ACGAGUCCUACGAGGAGGCCCGGACGCGACCCUUCGUCAUCGACUUGUAUACCUCUCUUCGUCCUCGUCUUCGCCGGCGAAAUCUUUUCUUCGGAUUGUGUGUGCCAUUGUAAAUCCUUCGUCGCUAAAAAAAAAAAAAAAUGUGUCCGUCCGCGAGAUAUAUGAUCGAUGUCUCAAGUACGCCGUGUAUUUAAAGUUCAUUUGAGGAAUUAUUAUUGUUCCCCCGAUGCGAGUGCUUUUAUUGUUGUUGGAAAUACACGUGCGUCGUCACACGCGUCGUGAUAGAGGAGAUUUUACGCGUGUGAACGAAUACCUUGUGCGCAAGAAUGUGUAUCUAAGAGACAUCUGUGAAUUACGAUCUGUUUAUUCGUUUUACACGCAAGGAAUCGUUUAUAUUGCGUAGAGAAAAUCGCGGAAAAGUGAUCGAGUCAAACGCGGGGGGGAAGGGAGUGAUUCUCCCGACCGGUGAUUUAUGACCGGCGCAAAGAUGAUUCCCAACAACCGAGACUGAUUGUAAAUGUCGGCGCGGAAGUGAAGUCGAUGCUCGAUGAGAGAUCGAUGGGUGCGGAUAUCGGUGAUAAAGCGUGAGAGAGAGAGAGAGAGAGGAGGAGAAAGUUGCGCGCAUCUCCCGCGAUGGGAGACUUCGAUGCCCGCGUCAGGAAAAUCUCGACGAGCGAAUAAAAUGCCGUUGUUCUGUUAUAUGCCGAUGAUGUUUCGCCACUGAUCUUUACCGCCACGGCAUCGCGUCACGUAUCGCGAACGCGAUUUCCGCAAUUAUCGAACGACGAGAGAGAAAGAUCACAGAUAGAUUAGAUCGAUUUGUGCGCGCGUUCUGUGUGAUUUUCAAGGCUGUGCGCGCGCGAGACCACCGACAUCGAGAGAGAGAGAGCCGCGGAGAGCACGCCGAGAAUAUCUCGCGAGAAUUUUUUUUUUUUUUAUUAUCGGUCGAAAGCGAAAUAAUAGUCGCAAUUUAUGUAUGUUCCAACUUUCCAAACCUCAUCUUUCGUCGGAACCCCUUCGUAUUCGAUUGAUAUUUACGGCCGCGAUUUUUUUCUCAAGUUAAAAAGCAACAAAAACAAAAACAAACAAAGAAAAAAACUAAGUACUUCCGAAACUAAGUGAAGGAAAUUAAAAAACUUGUGUGUUAAAAACGCUUGAGUGUUAAAAACAACAAAUCUUUGGUGAAACUUUCUGUGAUAAUUUUUGUGAAAAAACUCUUCUUGCAACUGUGAUAUAAUUUUUUUUCUGUAAAUAAAAGAAUGAUUGUAUAUAAGGUGUCGUCGGAUAUCGGGUGUUUGUUGAGUGACACGUGGACUUCAAAGAAAGCAGGUAGACGAGAAUCACAGUUAAUAAUUGUCGACCAGGGCUCGACAACGACGACAACGACAACGACGACGACGACGAACAAGACGCAUCGCUGAGUUCCCAUGAACCGGCGCGGAGUCAAGGCUGGGGCUAACCAUGUCCACUAAGAAGCACCGUGGGCGAAAAUUAAGUAUAGAUAACAAAAUAGCACAUGAAGGCCAUAAUAGAUAGAAUGAGCGCAUCUCGGCAAAACGAAACACGUUGCUUCAAUGAGAACUCUCCCAGGCCACCGGUGCCAGGAGAGGAAACAGGAAGCUACGUCAGUCGGAUCCGUCCACAGAGCCCCGCUCUGACACCUAGACGAUCUUCUUUUGCAACACCGCAAGCCACUGAUGGUUACGAUGUUUCCGCGCCAUUGGGAUUCGAACCGGAGGGUUGUUGCGGAACCACUACCAUGGAGAGCGAUUCACCGCCUGCUUACGCGCGGUGGGCGAGAAAUCUGCACUCCCUGCUAGAGGAUCCGGUAGGAUUGGAGCUAUUCAAAAAGUAUCUCGACCAAGAAGGACAUGUAGACCCGCUAAAUUUCUGGUUCGCCUGCGAGGGCCUCAAGGAGCAGAAAGACACGGAGAAGAUCUCGCAGCUAGUGAGGCUCAUCCAUCGAAGGUUUUUUCUCAGGUCGCACUUAAGCAUACCAGAGGAAGUGAUGAAGGAAGCGGAUCGGCGGGUAAAAGAAGGUCGCACCGAUCAGAAAGUGUUUGACAUCGUGCAGUUGGAAGUCGAGCGGCUCAUCAAGGAGACAACAUAUCCCAACUUUCUUCAGUCCGAUCUGUACCUUCAGUAUGUUCAGUCUUGCCAGAAUCCCGAUUCUGGCGGUUGUCCGAGUUCAGGCUCAGGCAGCCGUGAGAUGUCCAUCUCCUGCGGACCGAGUUUGCUGCCUACCGUGCACGAGGAUAGCGAGUACAUCGGUACAAUACACAAUUCGUAUUCGGUUGGCAGCACACCCGGAGAAUUGAGACUGACCAAAGAUGUUCUGAUGGCUACUCAACAGAGCAGAGCGAUGGAUCUUCGGCCGAGGCCAGAGGCGUUCGCUGGCAUUUACUUGCAACACGGGGCUAGUCCAUAUCACAUGCACGUAUCCAGAUUGCACGCACAAUAUUCCUCCUACAACCCAGUAUCCAGACAGGAUUCUGAGCUUCAGAGUUUGAGCAGUGAUGCACGUACCGAGGUGGACAAUUUGUCCGUUAACGACGGAUCCAUCAGCGAUGGGACGAGCAACAAAUCGAAAAGCAAAAAGCAAUACGCGAAGCAAUCCGGUAGGGCAAUUAAGGAAUCAGCGAAUUUGAAUCGCGAGCUCAUGUCGCACCACGUUGUUCCGCGAACUCAGCGUAUGGCGUCACCGCAACAACUCCCGGCUAAGCAGUUCGCGGAGAUGCUCACCCAUAAAUUGGAAGCCCUCGCGCGAGAACAGAGAACUCAGGAGAAACUGGACAAAUAUUUGCAAGAGAAUCUGGCAAGCGGUGAAGUUCCGUUAGAAACGGUAGGCGGAGCUCACAAGACACUAAGCGAUACGUUGAGGGAAAAAUUGUCCGUUGAAGAAGAUAGCGAUCAGGCGAUUCUCGACGAGCACGUGUCCCGCGUCUGGUCGGAUCAUACGCCAUCGAGAUCGCCCAGGCUCUCGCCCGAGAGAAGACGACCCGCGCACAAUUAUCCACGACCUUACAAGCAGAGGAAAGAGAAAGACGUGGACUCCACAUUUUCGGUAGAUAGCGGUAAUAUUCACGACUUCCAAGAAGGUGAUCUUGCCGGAGCUGGUUCCAUGAGUUCGCUAGGCUCGCACUUGCCCAAAUCUAAAUCCGUGCCAUCCGAUUAUGCUGACUCCCUCCACAAACAGGAUCUGUAUCUUCAAGGUCACGAACAGAGAUUCCGAAGAUCGGAUAUGACGAGACGAUCAGCUACGAAGAAAUCAAUGACGGAAUUGACGGAUAGCGGAGUCAGCGUUGUCAGCGACGUUCCGCCUUCUAUAAGCAAAGAUAUGCGUUUGAUGACGCGAUAUAGAGAACCGGAGAAGAAGGUGGAUUUGAAGCACAGCAGUCGUCAUGGGAAGAAAUACGGUUCACGUAGUGGAUCUUUAGAAAGACCAAACAGAGAAACGUGGAAUAUGGGCGUACCCGCUCAACCGUUUGUUGCCGAUCCGGGAAUGCCACCUUUAACGCCACCUCACACGUCUAUACAGUUGGAAGAGACGUGUAGGAGGCUGAUGGAGGAGAGAGCGCGCGCCAGUUGCAAGCAACGACACUUCAACGUUUCUAAACUGGCGUACGAUUCCGCGACGCAGUCUCAGCCAUACGUCCAGUCCAAUCAGUCCACCUUGAGGAAACCGAAACAGGAUGCGGGUGAUUUCACCACCGUUGUGUUCAAUUUCUGUGACGAGCAGUUUCCUUACAGGACUAAAAUUCCUGGUCGCAACGUCACUUUGAAACAAUUCAAGGAGUACCUUCCGAAGAAAGGAAGCUAUCGGUACUUCUUUAAAACGGAGUGCGAGGAUUUAGAUACACGAGUUAUACAGGAAGAGAUAACGGACGAUACCGAAGUUCUACCACUAUGGGAGGGCAAAGUAAUGGCGCAAGUUAAGGCACUCGAGUAAAUAGACUGAAAAUAAAAAAAUUUUAAAAAAUAAAAAAAAUAAAAAAAAAAAUAAAACGAAACUGGGACGAGAGAAACGCGCAAGUUUUGACCAAGUGCCGCAAUAAAUAUUAUUUAAGAGAUUUGCCAUUUUAAUGGGCAAAACCCCCCCGAUGCGCACGUUCGGUAUUUAUACAUGUAUACAUAAUUAACGCUUGUUGUCACGCGGCCUAUUCUUUUUAUUUCUUUUUUUUUUCUUUUUUUUUCUCGUAAUUACCUAAGAAAGUAGUUUUACUCGGUGGGAGAAAAAAAAACAGAUAUUACGAAUCAAGCAGUUUAUUAUCGUUUUGCGCAGAAGAACGCAUUGAAAGGAAGAGAGAGAAAACAACGGCCUCACGUGAGAAAUUUUUUCUGUCUGUCGAAUAUUCUCUCUGUAAAAGAAAAUCUCAUCUCUCUUCUAAUUGCUUCCAAAUUUUUUUUUUUUUUUUUUUUUUUUUUUUUGUGUCGAAGUCACAUACGGGCAUGUUCCGACUUUAUGACGCUUCUUCGCCCAAAAAUUACUUGCUCCCGAUUAAAUUCUCGUCGCUUAAUUCGAUCACAACCACAGAACUGCAAAUCUUUAUGAAUUAUAAAAUUUAUCCGCAGCCUGAGCGCAAACAAAUAACUGAAAAAGUAUAUGUUGUAAAUUGUAUUAAUAUUCAGUAAAAAUUGUUACAAUGUAAAAUAUAAAUAAAUUGUUUAAAUUGUAAUAUAUUCGAUACAAUGUUACAUUUCUCAUUUCGUUAAUAACAAGAUCGUCAGGAUAAUAAAAAGUUGUAAUUGCAUAAAAAUUCGCAGUCUGGUUCGUCGUCUAGAAAUUUAAACGUUUUUUUUAAACUUCCGGACAUCUUCGGGAGUUAACGGGGUUGGUAUCUGUUUGAAAAUCCGAAAGUGACAUAAUUCCGGAAUUACGCCCGUAUCCUUUUCUUACUUAGGGUAGAAAAAGUUCAGUCUCUUUUCUCUAGUAAGAUUAUUUUAUCAACGAAUUUUAUAUAGUGUACAGCUUUUUGCGCAACAUUGCGUGUUUCAUUGUACAUAAUUAGCAUAUAGUGAUUUUUACGACAGACAACACACAAUUACGCUUCCCGUUGGUGCGUGCGCGGACUUUGCCGAACAAAAAUUCGUUCGUUCGAUUUUCGUUUGGUUUGGUGCCGUCAUCAACAUUUUUGUCACGGCGGAGCGGCAUUGGACGGGAAAACGACAACGCGCGUCGUUUUAUCCGAAAAUAACUUCGAUGAGCACAUUUUGCGAAAUGUCUAAACAAUUUCUUCCUUUCGAAGACUUCCCAUAGAUCCAAACGACUGUACAAAGGUCCGCGUAGUUGAUCGCCUUAGUAAGAUUCGCGUAAAACUCUACAUUAGACUUAUAGGAGAGGAUAAUUAUUACAAAUUAGCGUCUAAGGGAAGUAUAUUACGUGUAUUAUUAUACGCAAAAAAAAAAAAAAAAAAAAAAAAAAAAAAAAAACAAUAAAAGACGCGUUUUGUCCAAUAUACGUAAUAUAUUUUGUACAUGCGAGAGAUACAGUUGUAAGAAAUAUGAAAUUGAAGAGAGCAAAAAAAUAACGAAUCAUGGUUUUUUUUUUCUUUUUUUUUUUUUUUUUCUUUGUUGUAUUACUGUUACCGUCAUUGUCGCAUCGUAGUCAUCCGAAAAUUGUGGGAAAUUUUUAAGCUCGUUGAGUUUAAAAGCCUGAUGCACGUAUGUUUAAUUAAGUAACGUGCGUUAAAACACACACAAGAUACGCAAUUGGCACGGAAUGGCAAAUGCCGGUAAAGGAAAAGAGAUCAUUAGCGUUUUAGAGUGUAAUAAUGUUUUAUCAGGUGCGAAAAUAUGUGCCUUUUUAGUGCGGUAAGAUCGAAAUAUAAGCCUAAGAAAAAAAAAAAAGAAGAAGAUUGAGAUAUUUAUAAAUUGCAGUACAGGGGCCCAAUCCUGGUAGAAGAAAAAUAAAUAAUAUCUGUUAUUAUUUAAUAAUUCUCUUGUGAAAUUCCCAAAAUACGUUAAAUGAGGUGUAUUUCCUUAUACUUUGUCUUGUCUAGUACAUCUGGUAGAAUUUUAUUUAACUCUUUCAGUCCUCUCUCUCUCUCUCUCUCUCUGUCUGUCUUAUACUAGCUCUCUGGAUUAUUCGAAUUAAUUGUAAUGCAAAUUUUACGAUAAUAUGAACUAUUUCAAACGUUCGAUUGUAUAUUCUAACGAAGACAAGUGUAAAACCUGUGUAUUUAAUCUACUUUACUUUUCGAUUUAUUAAAAAAAAAAAAAAAAAAAAAUACAUAUACAUAUCGUUUUCCAGAUUGUCGCGUCGUAAAUUCUAUUAUAAACACACAAUCCCUUUGAAACUGUGAAGAAAAAAAAAUCCGUCAGACUGAAAGAAUUAAAUUCAACAAAUUUAUAUGCACACAGAAAGCGUUAAUAAACAAAACAAAAAAAAUUUGUGUAAAAUCUGCUUUUCUAUUGGGUGGCCUCAAUCGGUGGUUGACAAAAUCUUUUUCUCUUUAUUAUUAUUAUUAAUUGGUUAACGACGUUUAUAUGAUUCGCCGAAGCUCGCUUGCUACGUGUGAUCUUAUGUUAGAAAACACAAAAUAGAAGUGACGUAUAUACAUAUAUACAAAUUGUUUAGUUAGAAAUUCGAUCUAGCCGCCGUCGCAAAUUUAUAAAAUGCUGAAAGCAACGCUUUUGGUUAAUAAUAAUGAACUUUUGAUUGUACUGAUCAUUAAUUAUCAUGAAUGACAAAGUGUUCCUGUACCUAAUUAAAAACAAAAAUCAAUUAUUAUUGUAUAUCAAAACUAUUGGAAAUAAUAACGCGAUUUUCACUGGAUUAAACAAAAUACCUACUCUGUUUA
Pseudomyrmex gracilis is the source of this 6800-nucleotide messenger RNA. It is a transcript of the gene Axn, whose product is annotated as axin. The record is from RefSeq and is a predicted model, not a curated record. NCBI's taxonomy places the organism in Eukaryota, Metazoa, Arthropoda, Insecta, Hymenoptera, Formicidae. The transcript is spliced from 8 exons. Gene Ontology annotation, biological process: negative regulation of canonical Wnt signaling pathway. The coding region runs from base 1517 to 3949 and encodes 810 amino acids.